AUGGCGGCGCAGAGUUCUAAGAAACUAGCAACGAGAAAUAGUGAGAUUUUACAAACUACUCAUCUCGUAUCAAUUGCGAUCAACGCCGUUUCCUUGCUAGCAGUGUUAAUACUAAAGAGACCCAGUUCUAGUAAACCCUAUAUUUUGCUUUCAAUUCCAGCAUUAAUAUUACAAUACGUUUUGGAAAAGAACGGAAGGCCCGUAUAUUCAAUCGAUGCUUACUCAAAUAACAAAAAACUAGUUAAAUCAGGAGAUGACAUCUCACGUUCGGGACUCUACGAGUACAUGUUCGAUGUGUUAUACAUAACUUGGGCAAUUGAUAUUUUGAUGACCGUGUUUGGUACAAAUAAAGUUUGGUGGCUCUUUUCAAUUAUUCCUGGAUUUGCUGUGUAUACGGUGGCCCAGUUUGCAUUACCUUAUUUCAAAAAAUCAAAAGAGCCACCCAGCGAAGAUGCUACGCCUUCUGAAAGUAAAAGACAAUCUAAGCUUCGUGCAAGAAGAGAGAAGGGCCAACCAGUAAAGUAUCGUUAA
This is a messenger RNA of Priceomyces carsonii, 531 nucleotides long. RefSeq lists its product as uncharacterized. Bases 1 to 531 code for a protein of 176 amino acids. Lineage: Eukaryota; Fungi; Ascomycota; Pichiomycetes; Serinales; Debaryomycetaceae. Gene Ontology annotation, cellular component: intracellular membrane-bounded organelle. The transcript has a single exon. Gene Ontology annotation, biological process: vacuolar protein processing. The record is from RefSeq and is a predicted model, not a curated record.